Molecule: messenger RNA, 396 nt
Organism: Gigantopelta aegis
Lineage: Eukaryota; Metazoa; Mollusca; Gastropoda; Neomphalida; Peltospiridae
Product: galectin-3-like
Exons: 3
Coding region: 1-396 (131 amino acids)
Molecular function (GO): carbohydrate binding; galactoside binding
Source: RefSeq, a predicted model, not a curated record
AUGGUGCCAGCCACACAUCACGUGGUGACUUACAGCACGUCACUGGCACUGAUAGUAAUGUUUAACAACGAUGGUGCCAGGUUUGUUUUAAGGUUAACACAUGCGAAGAAUAUUCACAUGACCAUGGGGGUGAGGUUCAACAACCAUGACAUGAAACGCCAAGUUGUCUUUAACUCGUAUAUGAAUGACCGAUGGAAUCGCACCGUUGAGACUGACACAUUUCCCUUUGAAUUAAGGAAGCCGUACAGACUUGAGAUACAGCUGGAUGGAGAUGUGUUUAAGGUUAGCGCCAAUAACGUUGAUACCUACGACUUCCCAGUGAAGUCACCUGAAAAGAUAACAGAAGUCAAAAUCCUCUUUGACACCACCAUUACAAAACUAGCAUUCGAAUACUAA